This is a messenger RNA of Camelina sativa (false flax), 866 nucleotides long. RefSeq names its product vacuolar protein sorting-associated protein 60.1. Gene Ontology annotation, biological process: late endosome to vacuole transport via multivesicular body sorting pathway; vesicle budding from membrane. Lineage: Eukaryota; Viridiplantae; Streptophyta; Magnoliopsida; Brassicales; Brassicaceae. The record is from RefSeq and is a predicted model, not a curated record. Gene Ontology annotation, cellular component: multivesicular body.
AUGAGGAGAGUUUUCGGCGCGAAAAAGAACACAGAGCCUCCUCCCUCUAUUCAGGAUGCCUCUGAUCGGAUAAACAAAAGAGGAGAUUCGGUAGAAGAUAAGAUUAAGAAGCUUGAUUUUGAACUCUGCAAAUACAGAGAACAGAUUAAAAAGACCAGACCUGGUCCUGCUCAAGAAGCUGUCAAAGCUCGUGCUAUGAGGGUUCUCAAGCAGAAGAAAAUGUAUGAAGGACAACGCGACAUGCUCUAUAAUCAAACAUUCAAUCUCGAUCAAGUUUCAUUCGCUGCUGAAGGCCUCAAAGAUGCUCAACAAACUAUGACAGCACUAAAAUCUGCAAACAAGGAGUUGAAAGGAAUGAUGAAAACCGUAAAGAUUCAAGAUAUUGAUAAUCUGCAAGAUGAGAUGAUGGAUCUGAUGGAUGUGAGCUCUGAAAUUCAAGAAACACUUGGUAGAAGCUACAAUAUUCCUGAUGGCCUUGACGAAGAUGACCUCAUGGGAGAGCUUGAUGCUCUUGAAUCUGACAUGGGAAACGAGACUGAAGCAGAUGGAAUGCCUUCUUAUCUCCAACCCGAUACAGAAACUGACUACGAUAGCGAGCUUAACUUGCCUGCAGCACCAACAGGACACAGUGGAGCUCCACAUGGAAGAGUUCAGGCCGAGGAUGAAUUUGGAUUACCAGCGGUGCCACGAGCUUCUCUCCGGGGAUAAGUUCUGCCCAUAUCUCUUUGUUGGAGUGGAUUACUACUAAGCUUUAUUUUAGACCUUAGUAUUUUCCCAUUCAUCUUGUGCAUAAUAUAACUUUGCUAAGUCUCUACCUUUUGGUUGAACUCAUAAUUUUAUAAUAUUACGUAUGAUUUUUAUAUUGA